AUGAAUACGUCGGACGUUCCGUGUAAGAAAUUUUCCAUCGCUUUGAAUUCGGUAGCAUCAAAGCUGAUGUGCGAGCCAAAAGAUGAUAUUCCGGACGAGCUCUUCAAAGUGCAGCAUCGAAUUAUGGAAAAUCUGAACUGGGCCGGAAGGUCGGACGGGAUGUUGUACACUUUUGGCGUGAUGGGAAACUCUUCGGAGGCCAUCACGAAAAUAUGUGAAGCCAGGUAUGAGUUUCAAAUAAACGUGGAAUUUCCCUUUGAACUUAAACCCAUCAAGGAUGAGCUACGCCCUGGAUUUGUGAUGCUUCAAGCUGGGGAGCUGGUGGAACAUCCAGCCGUUGUCAACGGGUUUCUCCACCGGGAUGCCUUUAGUAGCUGGUUUUUCUCCAACAUAAGUAACGACGAGGAAAGAAUCCAGAACUUUUCAUUGAACAGUGACGAGUUCAAGAUGAGUUUCUCCCUGAUUAAUCUUCGCACGUCCUCGCAAUUGAUGUGUAAGCCCGUGUUGCAAUUCGACUUCUCCAAGUGGCCUCUACCAUAUCCGGAGGUUCCCGAGGGCGGUCUCAGUCUGCGCAACCAUCCCUGGUACGCCGUUCCCAGGGCGACUGUACCCUUGGACAAGCGGAGCUUCAUGGUCUGGGCCCCGGACUGGGAACGCUGCCUUAUGGAAUCGAAUUGCCAUGCGAACAAGGUGCUGCUUAUGAUGGGCGAAGUGCUUAAACAGCAGGAGAUCUUCCUCCCGAUCGAUGUGAUCAAGACGAUUAUAUUGCGGAACAUUAAGGUGCUGCCAUUCGACCUGGGCGACUGCUUCAUAGCGGUCCUGGAGGCCUUUGUCAAUCACUUGCAGGCGGGCAAAGUGUCGCGAUUCCUUGUGGACACCGUGGACAUGCUUCAAAUCGGAUCGAAUUACGAGGCCAAGAUUGAAAAGUACCAUCACAGCGCAUCCACUCUUUUGAACGCAUUGAAAGAUGUCAAGUCCCGAGCUCUGGCCGAUGAGAUCAAAACUGACGGGGAGAGCCAAUGCUCCUCCAAUCCCGAUGGCUGGAUUGAGGGCUUGAACAGUCUAUUCUAUCUUAAUGUCCCGGAUAUACAUAAAUUCAUAUGA
Drosophila takahashii is the source of this 1104-nucleotide messenger RNA. RefSeq names its product cyclic GMP-AMP synthase-like protein. Lineage: Eukaryota; Metazoa; Arthropoda; Insecta; Diptera; Drosophilidae. The record is from RefSeq and is a predicted model, not a curated record.